Macrosteles quadrilineatus (aster leafhopper) is the source of this 4165-nucleotide messenger RNA. It is a transcript of the gene HDAC1, whose product is annotated as histone deacetylase HDAC1. NCBI's taxonomy places the organism in Eukaryota, Metazoa, Arthropoda, Insecta, Hemiptera, Cicadellidae. The transcript has 12 exons. Gene Ontology annotation, molecular function: histone deacetylase activity. The record is from RefSeq and is a predicted model, not a curated record. Bases 112 to 1560 code for a protein of 482 amino acids.
CGCGAACGCAGACGCCGCCGCGCCAAAUAUCUCCUCUGCUCACUAAUACAACCGUAGUAUCACUAGCGUUUGUAUAAUAUAUUAAUAUAAUUACUUUGGAUUUUAUUCCAAAUGACUCAACCUCACAGCAAGAAACGCGUCUGCUACUACUACGAUAGUGAUAUUGGGAACUACUACUAUGGACAAGGACAUCCGAUGAAGCCACAUAGGAUACGUAUGACACAUAACCUCCUCCUUAAUUAUGGACUGUAUAGAAAAAUGGAAAUUUAUAGGCCACAUAAGGCUACGGCGGAAGAGAUGACCAAGUUUCACAGUGACGACUAUAUCCGUUUCCUGCGCAGCAUUCGGCCAGAUAACAUGUCCGAAUACAACAAGCAAAUGCAGAGAUUCAACGUAGGGGAGGAUUGCCCUGUGUUCGACGGCCUCUACGAGUUCUGUCAGUUGUCAGCAGGAGGAAGUGUCGCCGCUGCUGUUAAACUGAACAAACAAGCAUCGGAAAUCUGUAUAAACUGGGGCGGAGGCUUGCAUCAUGCUAAGAAGUCGGAGGCUUCAGGGUUUUGCUACGUCAACGACAUUGUGCUGGGUAUCUUGGAGUUGCUCAAGUACCAUCAGAGAGUACUGUACAUAGACAUAGACGUUCACCACGGGGACGGAGUAGAGGAGGCUUUCUACACAACCGAUAGAGUUAUGACUGUGUCCUUUCACAAGUAUGGCGAGUACUUCCCCGGAACUGGAGACCUUAGGGAUAUCGGAGCUGGGAAAGGAAAGUAUUACGCAGUCAACAUCCCUCUGAGGGACGGCAUGGACGAUGAUAGCUACGAGUCCAUUUUUGUACCUAUUAUUAGCAAAGUUAUGGAGACAUUCCAACCGAGCGCUGUUGUGCUGCAAUGUGGUGCCGAUUCACUCACAGGCGACAGACUUGGCUGUUUUAACCUCACUGUUCGAGGUCAUGGGAAGUGCGUAGAGUUUGUCAAGAAGUAUGGUCUUCCGUUCCUGAUGGUUGGAGGAGGAGGCUAUACAAUCCGCAAUGUUUCCCGGUGUUGGACGUACGAGACCUCAGUUGCUCUUGGGGUGGAGAUUGCCAACGAACUUCCCUACAAUGACUACUUUGAGUACUUUGGUCCCGACUUCAAACUGCACAUCUCGCCUUCAAACAUGGCUAACCAGAACACACCCGAGUACCUAGAGAAGAUUAAGAACAGAUUGUUUGAAAACUUGCGGAUGCUGCCCCAUGCUCCGGGCGUACAAGUUCAAGCUAUUGUUGACGAUGGAAUCAGAGAGGAAUCAGAAGACGAGGACAAAGCAAAUCCUGACGAGAGGCUGCCUCAAAGUAUUCAGGAUAAGAGAAUUGCUCCUGAUAAUGAGUUCAGUGAUAGUGAAGACGAGGGCCCUGGAGGUGGAGGCAGACGUGACAACCGUUCAUUCAAGGGAAGAAAGCGACCACGACUGGACCCCACCAAGCCUGAUGCUGACACCAAAAUGGACGAACUCAAGACUGAAAACGACAAAGAAGAAAAAACGACAGAUGAUAUGAAGAGAGAAACAGGUCCAAACCCUUGAUAAACCACCAAUAUAAUUUAUAUUUUUUCUCAUCUGAUGACUAUUUACCACCUUACUUUGGUUUAAAUGUCGUGAUAAUAGAAGAAUAUUUUAUAUAUCAGUAAGGAUGAGUUAUGCUUUUAAAGAUCUCCAUUUGACGAAAGGUUAGAUUUUGUAGAGCAACCCUGCAUCUUGAGUUAAUUUAUUAUUGUGUUCAAACAAGUUGUUCAUUUUUGAGAAAAAUUUUUGUAAAUAAACUGAUGGUUGAUGAUUAUUAAGGUGUGAUAUUGUUUUGAUGAGUUGAUCAGUUAUGGAAAACAAAAUUGAUUUUCUCUAUGAGGAAGAAGCUAUUACCGUAGGCCUAGUUUUAUCCUGGGACACCACGAGUUAGUACCUUUUAAAUUACAGCAAAGUAAAAUACUUCAUCUAAUUAAUAAAUAGUUUCUAUACUUAAUCAUCCUUCAGGGUGCGUUCGGUAGAGUUGAGGCGAGCUAUUGUCUAGUUGCAGACAAUCCUGCGCAGUAAAAAAAAUCACAAAACGGAAAAAUGGCACGAUAUGACUUACCUUUAAGUCUAUAAAUUUUUAAUGUUUUGCCUCUAAUCUCGUAAGAAAUGUUAUUUCUAGCCGUCCAGUAUAUACAGAAUUUUCAGUCAUCCAACACUGCAUAAAUCUUGGAACUCGCUGGAUUAUUGAAUGUCUAUUUUAUUAUCGUUUGCACCUUAAACUUAACUUUUAAUUGUCUCAAAAGCAUGAAACUCUAAAAACGAUGUAAAUUUAAUAUUUUUUUAUUAUAACUUUUUAAGCCUUUAGGUAAUGAUAAUAUUUAACGUACCUCUGUGCAUUUGGUUUUAACUUAGUUUUAAAAGACUAAAGUAAAUUUCAUCACAAUCCUAGGAUCCCCUAAUGGAUUGAAUCAAUAAUAUUGGAUCUGGAAUACUUUUGUAUCUGUUAAUGAAUGACGUACCUAUUUAAAAUUAUACAUUAAAAACAGCAAUUUUCUUUAUUAUUUUCUACGUAAAAUGUAUUGUAUUGAAAGAAACUUGGAUUGCUAUAUUAUAAAUUUUUAUUCACAUGGUUUUUUAUUGAUUUAGCACUUUUAUUUAUUAUACAUAGUUUUUUUUUACUUCUUUGUAUUGUUGUAAACAAGUACAUUUGUUGUCUAAUGUUUCAAUACCGUACCUGGAAAAACACCUUGUGUCACAGAUCAUAUUUUAAAAUCAAAGAUAUCCAUGAAGGGUAAACAAAAAAAAACACAUCAGUAAGAGCAAAAACAUGUUUGUCAGAUAAACUGUAUCAUAAUACUUUUAUAUUUUUAUAUUGUUGUGUGUGGAUUUUAGUUGUUUUCGUCAUAAUUUGAAUCUAGAUUUAGGCUUUAAAUUUUCAUAUAAAUUCAAGAGGUUGUAAAAUUUAUAUUUAUGCCUUUGACUUUCGGAUACCGAAGUAGACAUCCCACCCAUAUGUACGAGCUGUCGCUAUUGUUUUACUAAAAAAGAACAUCAGUGAAUAAGCCAAUCACUGAGUUUGACAGUAAAUAGUUAUUUGUGUAACUAGUGGGUGAAGUGGAACUUUGCUGCACUUGAGAAAAACGUUUAUGCACGAGCGGUAGGCAAGUAUGAAAAGUUUCUCAAGUGCAGCAAAGGCAGUUUGCACUCGUGUUACUCUUUAUAUUUUUCCUACAGUUGCUAUAAAUCAUAUAAAUAAUUAGUCUUUCAAAAACUGUACAACACGUUUUUGCGUUAGUUUAAAUCCAAACACUGAACAUUGAAAUGGGAAACGCUGCACCAGCUGAUCGUAGUCUUAAUGUGUGUUACCAACUCAUUUUCAAGCCACACAUAAUGAUGAUGUGCAUAAUAAAAGCACGCUGUUUUGUGUUGUUUGGUGAAUACUGGUAUGCGCCAAAGUAAAAACAGUGCGCCAAAGUAAGGCUUUCUGUACUAUAAUCUGUACAAGGAAGCCCACUUUAUUGGGUGACUGUAGGAAAAAUUCUAUUAUCUCCCAGUUUUUGUUUCUGAGAUAGUUGAUGUGACAUAAAAGAUAUCACAGCUUACAAUAGUAGUACUUUUAGUUUGGCUGGGUUACAAAGUCUGCGUUCCACAAAAAUCUGUAAUUUACAUUGUUCAGUUUACUCUGUCAGUGGCUUAUUUAUGAUUCAAAAACUGGGAACAACUUUGAGGUGGAAUGUCUAGCGCUAUCAACAGUCAAAGAUUUUACAUUGAAUGUGAACCAAGUUUUAUUUCAAGUAAAUUGUUGAAACAAGUUCCUUGUAGCAUGUACUGUAUAUUGUAACUACUAAUUCUCAUUUGAAUAAAAUUUGCGUGUGGAGGUUAUGAAAACAAAGCAUAUAUUCUGAAUGCUCACUAUUUUAAAAACUAAUCUAUUUUACACAAUUAUUUUUUAUAGUUUCAUUAUAAGCGUACCUUAUGUUUGUUUGUUACUAUUUUCCAACUCAAAAUGUACAUAUCUUCAACUGAAAACUAAUUAGUAAUUAGGCAAGCAAUACAUAAGCAGACUCUUCAAUAAUUUAUUUAUUUUUGUUAAUAGUGUUUUCAGUAGAUAUGAAUUCUUAAAACCAAUCAAUCAACAGAUAAAUGUAUAAAUAAAUGAAAUAAAAAUAGAAAAAUACUA